Messenger RNA from Dermatophagoides pteronyssinus (European house dust mite), 971 nucleotides. RefSeq names its product hydroxypyruvate isomerase-like protein Gip (gene Gip). Gene Ontology annotation, biological process: glyoxylate metabolic process. The record is from RefSeq and is a predicted model, not a curated record. NCBI's taxonomy places the organism in Eukaryota, Metazoa, Arthropoda, Arachnida, Sarcoptiformes, Pyroglyphidae. Gene Ontology annotation, molecular function: hydroxypyruvate isomerase activity.
UAAUCAAGAUUUUGUUAAAUUAUCAAAUCAAUUUUUCUUCCAAAACGCUAAAAUUAAUGGGGCUUAUGUGUCCUGAUUGAUGUGUACUCAAUUAAUUUAGGAAAAAUGAAACGGUUUAAAUUUGCUGCCAAUCUCACAACAUUAUUCAAAGAUAUUCCCGAUCAUAUCGAGAGUUACAAAGAAAUUCUCAACAGAAAAGAUUUUCGAUUUAAAGCAGUUGAAGCUCAAGAUCCGUAUCAAAAUUCAUUAAAUGAUUGGAAAAAUGUGAUUGAAAAAGCGGGCGAUUCUCGUCCGGAAUUUGUUUUGAUCAAUAGCGUCAAUCUGAUGAAGAAAUAUCCAGAAUUUCCAACAGAAAAACAGUUCGAAAAUGAAUUAAAUCUUUUGGGAGAGUAUGUUAAAACAUUGAAUGUCCGUAAAGUUCAUAUGAUGUUAACCCUUACUGAAUCGAAUACUAUUGAUGAAAGAACAAAAAAAUUAUUGAUUCAAGGAGCACGUUUCCUUAAUCGUAUGAAUGUAAUGUGUUUAAUCGAGCCGCUAUAUUUAAAUGGUAUUCCAUACUAUUUACGAUCAUAUGACGAUGCAUUGAAUCUGGUGAAAGAAUUAAAUGAACCAAAUCUAAAAAUUAUGUUCGAUACAUAUCAUUGUCAACGACUUCAUGGUAAUAUAUGCCAUUAUAUUGAUCUAUUGAAAGAUCAUAUUGGACAUGUACAAAUAUCACAAGUACCACUUCGUGACAAUCCUUUCAAUGAUGGUGAACUUAAUCAUGAUUUUAUUCUUAGAAAACUAUCAACUGUUUACGAUGAUUAUAUCGGAUUGGAAUACUAUUCCGAUCAUGCGACUGACACUUUUGAUUGGGUGAAAAAAUACGUCGAAUAGAAUAAUCCUGAUAAUGACGAAAUUAUGGCUGUUGUUGUUGCUAAAAGCCAUAUGAUUUUUAUGUACACAUCAUUGAAUAAGAAAAUAAAAAAUCG